Letharia columbiana is the source of this 408-nucleotide messenger RNA. RefSeq lists its product as uncharacterized. Lineage: Eukaryota; Fungi; Ascomycota; Lecanoromycetes; Lecanorales; Parmeliaceae. The transcript has a single exon. The coding region runs from base 1 to 408 and encodes 135 amino acids. The record is from RefSeq and is a predicted model, not a curated record.
AUGAGGCCGAGUCUCUCGAGUCUCAUCGCAUCACAAUUGAACAAUGCCUUGGUUGGACGCGGAAUUCAGGGAAUGGAGCUGUCAGACGGGCACAAAUGGGUUUCCAGAGAGUCUACGUACCUUUCGCCGCUGCGGGUCCUCCAAGUUCCUAGGAACAGCGCCAAACAAAAAGGCCUCACGCAAGCCAGGCGUGGGGCAGACUCAAACGGUCUGCUCUUCAGAAUCGAAUUCCACGAAAUCGCUCUGUCAGUCACUCGCUUCUGCAUUAUCGAACCAAUGCCAGAUGAGAUCAACGGCGUGCCUGCGCCGACAUUAUUCUAUGGGUCCAAUAGUAUCGGCAAAGGCCUUGGCUCUCGUAUCGAGACUCGAGAGCAUGCAGGUCUGCAAGUCGACCUUCUCGGACCCUAG